AUGCUUACUACAAGAACGUACGCACCCACCAGGAACACUUUGAAUGUUCUUGCUCGCUUUCUUUGGAAGGAUCACAAGUACCUGAAACGUCCCGACAACGAAGCACUCGCUGACGCGUUAAACUUACUAUCGAAGCCAUCAACGAAACCCAAGUACAAACCAUCAUUGUUCAAGUCCUUAGCCGGAGACCCUAUCGAUGAGCAGUUGUCCAAUGUGAAUCGCAGUUUAUACAUAAAGCAGGAGUCACAUGUGAAUGAGCAAUUUGUGAACAACUUGUUGUGGGGUAUAAAGUCGUCCUUAUUGGACCCACAAAUCAACCAUUCACAACUUCUAAACGAUAUGAGCCCCGAUGAGUUGAGUAGUUACAUCAAGAGAAUGAAGAGUGAGGACCAUCUACGAGAGAUUGUGCAACUUUUCCAUAACCACGAUAGAUUGACGUUACCAAUACUAAGGGAGGUUUUAUUGAACAAGUCGUUGAAAAACCUAGACAAUUUCCCAAUUUCAUUGACCAGAUUUGAUGGCAUAACAGGAAUCGAUGAAAAAGCUGCUGUCCACCUAAACAUCAUCAUGCUCAAGAAAUAUUAUGACUUGAACCGACCGCUAGAUAUUAUACGAAACUUGAAGAUGAAUUUCGCCAAAGACUAUCUUCCAUUGAUUGAAUCCCGCAAACUUUCUCCAUUUUAUGAACGAAUUGUGUGGCGCUUUGUGUUUGAAUAUUUGAGACAGUACAAUGAAGAACAUUACAUAAGAUCACUAGAGUCACUUCAUUCCAGUUUUCUCAUUUGGGAGUCCUCGUCAUAUUCCUCAAGCCAGGCAAUUGCUCACAUUGUCCUUGAGAACCACAGCGAGAUGUCUAAGCUUCAAAACUUGUUUUUCAAAAUAGCCAGUUUCACAAGGACUCACGAAGUUCCUAAAUUGAGAAAAAUAUCCAUCAAACACAAGCUAUAUCAAAACCGAGAGGAUAAAAAGCUGCUUUAUGCGGUACUUAGUGAUUUGGAGAGUUUGCUAGUCUCUUCCCAGUCAGAAUACGCAAAGCCAUUGCUUGAGGAGUUGGCUAUGUACAGACUUGAAUUAGUGCAAGAAACUUACUCUACACCUGCCAGUUCUUUUGAGGGUUUAGAGUUGAGCAAAGCAUAA
Messenger RNA from Lodderomyces theae, 1137 nucleotides. RefSeq lists its product as uncharacterized. The record is from RefSeq and is a predicted model, not a curated record. The transcript has a single exon. Lineage: Eukaryota; Fungi; Ascomycota; Pichiomycetes; Serinales; Debaryomycetaceae. The coding region runs from base 1 to 1137 and encodes 378 amino acids.